ACAAUCACAUCCGUCCUCUCUGGGAAGCGGCGUCUCUAUGGUUUCCUCCCUUUCCGGCGGGGCUGCGUCGCGCAAGCGCAAAUAGCCGCCUCCUCCACUUCCGCCCUUCCUUUUUCCGGCGGGACCUGGACGGAGCAGCAGCGGCGGCAGGUGAGCUCCGCCGGGGCGGCGAGGGAGAAUCCGCGGCCAUCCUCCGUAGCGGGGCGGCGGGGCGGGCGGGAGAGGCGAAGGGGAGCCCGGGGGACGCGAGGGGGCCCCGGCCGAGGCGGGGCGGGGGGAGGCGGCUCCCCAUGGGGCGCCAUUUCCAGGCUGGGCCCCGUGGAGACCCGACUAGGCCCUGGUGCGGGGGGGGGGCAGCUGGAGGCAGAGCGGGGCCCCGGAGCAUGCUGGGAGUUGGCGCCCCCCCCCGAAAGAAAUGGGGGGCGGAUCACGCCGGAAGGACCCGAAAAAUCAGAAAUCUGCAGGGCCAAAACGAAAGAAAUGGGGGCAGAUUCAAAGCUUGCCUGAAAGAAACCAUCGUGAAAAGCUCCUUUUUAAAAAAUAGAUGCUUUAUUGGUUCAGAGCUUUAUAACAGAAAAGUGCAAUAGGCAAAGUGAGAAAUAAAAAAAGAAGCCAUUAUUCCUACUUUUAGAAGACAUCUGAAGCCAGCCCUGGUUAGGCAAGCUUUUAAUGUUUGAUGUGUUACAGUAUUUUAAUAUUUUUCUGGAAACUGCCCACAGUGGGUGGGGUUUAAUUGAAUUAUUAUUAUUAUUAUUGUUUUGUGUAUACAUUUGUGAUUAAGUUUUUUUACAAGGCUUCCAAUCUUCCCCUUUUGUUCCCGAAUCAAAUUCCUUAAAUAUCCGCUUAGACUUUAGUUUUUCCAUGUGAUUUGACUUACUGUCAGUUUUAUUUUAUAAAAAUAGCCUAAUUGCACAUCGAAGCCCAACCAAUGGAUUGAUCUUUUGGCAAUGUUCUUUUACCGAGACUCUGUGUAUAUCCCAUCCCAUUGCGAACUGUUCCAGUCGUUAGUGGGAUUGCAAUUUCACUUAGUAUUUGAUCCCCUGCUCAAUUUGCCCCCUGGCGAAGAAUUGACCAGUCCAUAAUUUUAAUGGUAGGCUUGUUGUAGCUGUGAGAGACAGAAUAACAACAGGAAAAACCCCAGAAGACAAAAGUCAGAGAUGGAUGUGCAUUCUAAUGAGUGAAAUAAGUAUUUGAUCUGGUCUCUUCGCUGUGUGUAACGAGCUAAGAUUAGAAGCACCUGCAGCAAGGGAGAGAGGUCUUGCCUGUAAUCUCAGAUUUUUGUAAUAAUGGUGAUUAUGCCUUACUCAGUUGAAUUUUCUGGGUAGCCUGGCUAUUCCUUGGAGAUGGUAAAUACCUAGUUCCUGAAUCUCUUGCGCAUCUUGGUAGUUUGCUCAGCUGAACAGAUACUUGCCAGACUGUAUUUUGAAAGGGAGGUGUGAGCCCCUGCAGUCCAAAUGGAAAGACAAUUAUUAUUAUUCCCAUUUCCUUCCUCCUUGCAGAGAAAGAUUUGAGGUCAACUUGGGAGUGUUGCUCUCCUGUACACGUGGUUUCUAUACUUAAGUGUUUGCCUGGUACAUUUAUGAACGUUUUAUUCUACAUUUGAGACCUUACCAUUCUUGUAAUGGGGGGGGGGAGGAUGCAAACAAACAUUUUAUUAUUUUUAUUAUAGUUAUUAUUGUAAUUGUUGUUAUCUUUAUUCCUGCUCGGGUGUAUGCGAUCCCUUUGCAAAAGAUGACUUAGUACUUGGUGGCAAAACCCUUGUUGGCAAUUUUGGACGUUUCUUGUAGGCGGCCACCAGGUUUGCACACAUCUCAGGGGGUAUUUCGUCCCCCUCCUCUUUGCAGAUCUUCUCCAAGUCAGUAAGAUUUUGAGGCUGAUGUGUAGCUACUCAAACCUCCCUCCACAGAUAUUUGAAGGGAUUAAGGUCCGGAGACUGGCUAGGCCACUCCAGGAUCUUGAUGUGCUUCUUGAGCCACUCCUUUGUUGCCUUGGCCGUGUGUUUUGGGUCAUUUUCAACCCAUUUUCGGUGCCCUGGUUUGAUUGCUUGCUUCUGUCGACAGGUGUCUUUUGGUCCUGUAACGAGCUGGGAUGAUGGGCAAGACCUCUCCCUUACAGCAGGUGCUUCUAAUCUCAGCUCGUUACAUACAGUGAAGAUACCAGGUAGCCUGACACCUGGCUGGUUGAGAGAGGAUCAAAUACUUAUUUCACGCAUUAUAAUGCACAUCAAUCUGGGACUUUUGUCUUCUGGGUUUCUGGGGGGUUUUCCUGUUAUUAUUCUGUCUCUCACAGCUACAGCAAACCUACCAUUAAAAUCAUGGACUGGGCGUUUCUUCACCAGACAGCAAAAGGGCAAAUUUAGCAGGGGAUCAAAUACUUUCCCCCCUCACUGUAAGUGAGAUAUAAAAAUUUGGAUUGUUGUAAAAGAUGCAGAAGGAAAGGGUUAACAAUAAGACCCCCCUCCCCAAAGGGGAGAAGUCUAGGAGAUUCUUGGGAAUCUUGUUUAUAUAGAGUAUGUUGUGCUGUGAUUGUAAAUUUUAAUGUGGAAAAUCAAAUUUUGGGGAUGGGGGGAUAAAGAGGAAGAAAUGACUAAGCCCCAUGGAACUCCUUGCCACAAGGUAUGGGGGUGUCACAGGCAUAGAUGGCUUUAAAAGGGGAUGAGAGGGGAAAGGCACAGAUAAAAUCUAGCCCAAAGGGUCACCCAGUUGCCCCAAAGCCAUGCUUCUCAAACGGGGGUCCCCAGCGGCUGUUGGACUACAAAUCCCAUCAUCCCUGGACUCUGACAUAUUCAGUGGCCAGGUCUUGUGCUGCUAGGAUUGACACAUGUGCCACCGAAGGUUUGAUUGACAUGUUCGGUGUGCUUUCAUGCUUUGCUGUGGCCAUAAUAAAGGAUUUGAAGUUGGUCGGUUGGUCGCUGACCACUGGUCCUGCUGGCUAGGGAUGAGAUGGGAGUUGUAGUCAGACAAGAAUCCUUGCUUGAGAAACGCUCCCUCGCCGUGGCUUCUGCUAUUAUUCAGCUGCACAGCUAGGAGCCAUCAUUGCUCACCGCCUCUUCCUCUCUGAAUGUGUCUAAUGUGUUUUUAUUAUGUAUUUUGCGGUUUUAGAUCUUGAUUUUAUUCUGCCCCGGGUAUAGGGCAAUAUAUAAAUCCAAUAAAUAAUUACAAUAAUCCUCUUCGGAAGCCCCCUAAGGCUACAGCCGUCACUGCCUCCUGUGGCAGGCAGUUCCACAGGUUACCUGUCCAUAACUGUGGCUCUCCUCAUUUGGAGAAUGCAAUCAGAAACACCUUCAUAUCCUUGUUCAGCCCCAAAGGGUGGCCUUGGCUUCGCCUACCUCACAGGGUUGUUGUACAGUGAGUGUAGAUGUGGUAAUAACAACCUUUCUUUCUCUCUCUAGCCAUGGCGAUCCGCUACCCGAUGGCCGUGGGCCUGAACAAGGGCCACAAGGUGACCAAGAACGUGGUGAAGCCACGCCAGUGCCGACGCCGUGGGGUGAGUUUGGGGUCAGGGGAAAAGGGGGUGGGUUGCUGGGCUCUCUCAAACUCGUCUGCGACCCUGUAAAGCAGGCACCCCCAAACCCGGCCCUCUAGAUGUUUUGGGACUACAGUUCCCAUCAUCCCUGACCACUGGUCCUGUUAGCUAGGGCCGAUGGGAGUUGUCCCAAAACAUUGGGAGGGCUGAGUUUGGGGGUGCCUGCUGUAGAGGAUCUGCAACCGCCAGGUGAGUGUUUCCUCAAACUUGGGGUCCCCAGCUGUUACAGACUACAAUCCCCAUCAUCCCCUGCCCACCGGUCCUGCUAGAUGGGAACGGUGGGAGUUGUAGUCUGGCAACAGCUGGUGACCCCCAAGUUUGAGAAACAACGCCGCUUAAGCUGACAGAAUAGUUGCAGCUUGCAGACUAAGAGAACAAUAAGAACUUAACGUUUAGAGGAGAUUGGAAGACGUUUAUUGAAUAUAUGGGGGAAACUGUAUAUUUGAAAACGCUGGCAGCAUUAAGAUAAAUUAAGCAGUGUAGGUAAGCUUGGGUGGAUGCAAUAAUGGAAUACUGAAUGGUUUAGUUUAUGUAAAAUAGGCAAGGAUUUAUGAUGCAAAACGAACCAUGGAAGGAGCAGGAGGGAAGUCAUUGAUCUUUGAAGGAUGUUAAAAUGAGUGUUUCAAAUUGCUGAACAGAAAAUUUAAUAAAAUAUGUGUGUGCCUCCAGAGACCUAAAACAAACCGGUGUUCUAGUCUUCAUGACUCUGAACAAAGGUCCAGUUGAAUAGGAGCCUUAACCCAAGUCGCCCACCCGGCCCUCUGUCCACAGUGGCUGCAGCGCUUCCCCUUGCUCUCAGGGUAAAGGCUUAAAAAUAUGUGUACACCGAAAACGUUGGCAGCAUUAAGAUAAAUUCAGCAGUGUAAAUAAGCUAUGAUGGGUGCAAUAAUGGAAUACUGAAUGGUUUAGUUUUUGUGAAAUAUCCAGGGGUUUAUGAUACGUAAAAUGAACCAUGGAAGGAGAGGAUCAUCGAUAUCUUAAGCAUGUAAAAAGGAGUAUUUUGAAUUGUAAAACGUAAGAGUUAAAACAAAUGGUGUAUACAAUGGAACCUUGGUUGUCGAAUGUCUCCAUUGUCGUAUGUUUCGGAUGCCGAAUGUGGCUUCCACUUUGAGUUUCCCUAUUGUGUUGAGGCUCCCGCUUUCAGAACGGUCUUCUGGAAUGGAUUACGUUCGAAAACCGAGGUUCCACCAUGUGUGUGUGCAUAUAUGUAUGUACCCUAUUUUUGCUCCAUAAGACGCACACACAUUUCCCCUUCCUUUUUAGGAGGGAAAAUGUGCGUCUUAUGGAGCAAAAAAUACGGUUCUUGCUGGCUUUCCCCGAGGAGGGAGAAGGGCGGCCCGUCAAUCCCUUCUUCCUCCUUGGAGAGAAGCCCCCAAGAGCCACUGCCAGGCUCUGCUCAGCGCUCCCUUGUAAGGGCUCCCUUUCAUCCUGCUGGGAAGGCAGCGGAACAAGAGGCUCUGUGCAGCUAUCGCAGGGUUUCAAGCAAGAGCCGCUUACAUGCUCUGUGCAGAAUAUUUUUUUUCUUGCUUUCCCCCUCUAAAAACUAGGUACGUCUCAUGGAGUGAAAAAUACGGGGUGUAUGUAUAUGCCGUAUUUUUUGCUCUAUAAAACACACUUUUUCCCUAGUAAAAAGUAAGGGGAACUGUGUGUGCGUCCUAUGGAGUGAAUGCAGGCUGCGCGGGUAUCCCAGAAGCCAGAACAGCGAGAGGGAUUGCUGUGCAGUGCUCCCUCUUGCUGCUCUAGCUUCUGGCUUAGCUGCGCGGAGCCUUCAUCCUGCUGCCCUGAGGUCAAGGCUUCGUGGGGCUAUCCCUGGCUUUUGCGGAGGUUUAAGUGUAUAUGUGUGUAUAUAGCAGGAGGAGGCUUGUUACAGUGGAAUUGACAAAUCUAUUGCUCGAGGUCUGACUUGAACCCGAGAUGAAGAGUCUUGUGCUCUGCCAGCUUGAGUUAAACUCAACAGGGCAAAAAAACAACACCAGAAACGAGUAUUUUUUCCCACUGUCUUGCUUUAAUUCUUCUAUUUCUUCUCCUCCAGCGGCUGACCAAACACACCAAGUUUGUCCGCGACAUGAUCCGGGAAGUGUGCGGCUUCGCCCCCUACGAGAGGCGCGCGAUGGAGCUUCUCAAGGUCUCCAAAGACAAGCGAGCUCUGAAGUUCAUCAAGAAAAGGGUGAGUGCUCUGAAACUGGGCAGGGGUGGGGGAGCCUGAAGGGUUAUACUCGAGUAGAAGCUGACCCACCUCAUUUUAGAACAAAAAAGUGGGAAAACUUGACUCGAGUAGAAGCCAGUUCACUCCACCACAAACCUGGUGGUGGCGGAAGGACAAGCAGCCCGAAAGGAGCAGUUCCUCUCCUCUGCUUGCACAGCGGAGGAGGAGGAAUGAGCAGCCGAAAGGUGGUGGGGGGACCAGCGGUGAGAAAGGGCUCCUUUCGGGCUGCUCGUCCUGCCACUGCCGCCUCACUCGAGUAUAAGCAGAGGGGUGGCUUUUUCAGCAUAAAAAAUGUGCUGACAAAGUCGACUUAUACUCGAGUAUACCAUAUUUUUUGCUCUAUAGGACGCACUUUUUCCCCUCCAAAAAUGAAGGGGAAAUGUGUGUGUGUCCUAUGGAGCAAAUGCAGGCUCCUUGGCUUCAGCGAGAGCAACGUGAAGCCUCCGAAGCGCAGAGGGAGCGCUCCCUCCACACUCCGCGUUGCUUUUGCUGAAGCCUGGAGAGCGAGACUGCACCCCUGACACCACAGCAGAGAGGUGCCCCUUGCAAGCUGGUGUCAGGGCACCACCUUGCACCCGAGUCCCCCCUCCAGCAUUUAUCCUGGGGGGGGGGGGGUUGCAACUGUGCCCCCCAAGUGCACACAACAUCCAGAGCAGGGCCUCCCGAACUUGGACUCUUUUCAGGUACAAUUCCCAUCAUCCCUUCUGGCUAGGGGUGAUGGGAGUUGGAGUCUGAAAACAGUUUGUUGCAGGGCUGGAUCCCCCUGUGCCCACCCCCCCGGUCUCUGACUGCUUCUUUUUUGCUUCCGCAGGUGGGCACCCACAUCCGCGCCAAGAGGAAGAGGGAGGAGCUGAGCAACGUCCUGGCGGCCAUGAGGAAAGCAGCCGCCAAGAAGGACUAGCAGCUCCCUGUUCCCCCACCCCAAAAAGAAAGUACCCAAUAAACCUAUUUCAAAGAAAUAAA
Messenger RNA from Podarcis lilfordi (Lilford's wall lizard), 6694 nucleotides. NCBI's taxonomy places the organism in Eukaryota, Metazoa, Chordata, Lepidosauria, Squamata, Lacertidae. The record is from the annotation of a GenBank genome assembly.